AUGACUGUGCGGACUGUCUCAACGCUAGCCUUGGCGGCUCUCAAUACCUUUGUUACCGCAUCCGCAAAUGGCGCCACGCAACCUUUUGAUAGCUGGUCGCACGGUCGCGUUCAGUUGGACGACGUGAGCAUACAUUUUCGAUACGCGGGGUCUGGCCCGCCGAUGCUACUUGUCCACGGCAACCCUCAGCAUAGCUAUACGUGGCGCACGAUUGGUCCCAUCCUGGCGAACCAGUACACCGUCAUUGCUCCCGACAACCGCGGUACGGGCGAUAGCUCAAUCCCGGAAGACAACAACUACAGCUCCGAGGCCAUGGCAGGCGACCUGAAAGGGCUUCUUGACUUUCUGAAAAUCAACCAGACUUUAGUCUUCUCCCACGACAAAGGUUCCGGUCCCGCCGUUGCUCUUGCUGCCCAGCAUCCAAGUCUGGUGCCUGCUCUGGGCGUUUCCGAGUAUUUGCUCCCUGGAUUCGGCUACGAGGAAAGCAGCUGUCCGUCAUCAACGUGGGAUCUAUACUCUAAUUGGCAACUUGCCUUCUUUAGCGUACCGGAUGCGGCUGAGUUUUUCAUCCGAGGAAAGGAGAAGGAAAUGCUGGCCUGGUACUUUUACCAUCAAAGCUACUCGGGCAACGAAGCCAUACCGGAGCCGGUACUGCAACGCUACGCCAGCAGCAUUAGCAAGCCAGGCUUCCUGCGCAGCAUGCUGGGGCCCUUUUCUACUGCGAGCGUGAGAGCAGACAACAAAUUUUUCACCGAGGUGCUACGGGACGCACCUUUGCAGAUGCCAAUGAUUGCGAUUGGGGCAGAAGCUAGCUUUGCUCCUGAGAGCACGAUACGGGAGGUAUGGGGUCCUGUUGCGUCCAACUUGACGGUAGAUAUUACGCCUAAAUCUGGACAUUGGAUCGCCGAUGAAAACCCGGAAUGGGUCGCUGAGCGUUUGCGGGAGUACUUUGGCGGCAUCAGGGGGAACAUUCAGCCAGCGGAUCUGUCAUGGCUGAGCAAUAGAACUACACUUGUUUAG
Messenger RNA from Metarhizium brunneum ARSEF 3297, 1020 nucleotides. It is a transcript of the gene HYES, whose product is annotated as Soluble epoxide hydrolase. NCBI's taxonomy places the organism in Eukaryota, Fungi, Ascomycota, Sordariomycetes, Hypocreales, Clavicipitaceae. The record is from RefSeq and is a predicted model, not a curated record. Gene Ontology annotation, molecular function: hydrolase activity.